Messenger RNA from Magnolia sinica, 2519 nucleotides. Its product is annotated as O-fucosyltransferase 16-like. NCBI's taxonomy places the organism in Eukaryota, Viridiplantae, Streptophyta, Magnoliopsida, Magnoliales, Magnoliaceae. The record is from RefSeq and is a predicted model, not a curated record. The transcript is spliced from 10 exons. The coding region runs from base 178 to 1938 and encodes 586 amino acids.
AGGAAAAUAUAGAUUUGGGCGGGGUUCUUUGAGGGAGGGCGUUCCUCGUGCAUUCUAUUUCUGCAGCCAGCCAGCCAGCCAUGGAAUCCCUGUCGUCUGCGCCGGAGGCGUAGUAUCCUCUCCCCCUCCCAAAAUCCCAUUUCAGCCCUCCUCGUUCUUCUCCUCCGCGCCGUUCGGAUGAAAAAGAUCGAAAAGGCCGGGUCGCGCGGGCGGCGCCACCACGACCUCCGUUGCCGGUUUCCCGCUGCUUCAACCAUCUCCGCCCUCUCCGCCACCGCUCUUCUACUCAUCGGCGUUCUCUCCUUCCUUACACCUACGCCUCUCGACAACCCUUCUCUUUCUCAGCCCAACCACAACUCUCUCCUGUUGAAGAACGCUGCUGAAGUUAUCACCAACGCCAUCGGGGAUGAGUCGUUCCGGGUUCCGAGCGGAGGAGGGAGUCUUGGAAAGGAUCUCUGGGGGUCGACACUGUCGGAAUUCUAUUAUGGUUGCAGCAAUGCCAGCAAUAAGUUUCAAGCAGCAGAAGCUAUCACGCACACCAAUCGAUACUUGAUGAUUGCAACAAGUGGGGGCUUAAACCAGCAACGAACAGGAAUAACAGAUGCUGUUGUUGCUGCUCGCAUAUUGAAUGCUACCCUUGUCGUUCCGAAGCUGGACCAGAAAUCUUUUUGGAAGGAUGCUAGCAAUUUUUCUGAGAUCUUUGAUGUUGAUUGGUUCAUUUCAUUUCUUUCAAAAGAUGUUAAGAUCAUAAAACAGCUCCCAAAGAAGGGAGGAAAAGUUAUUGGGUCAUAUACCAUGCGUGUUCCGAGGAAGUGCACACCAAGAUGCUAUCAGAAUCGAGUGCUGCCUGUUCUCGUAAAAAAGCAUGCUGUUCAGCUCACCAAGUUCGAUUAUAGGCUCUCAAACAAGCUACCAACAGAUCUACAAAAGCUGAGAUGUAGAGUUAACUAUCAUGCUUUGAAAUUCACGGACUCUAUAUUUGAAAUGGGUAGAAAGUUAACACGGUUGAUGAGGGAGAAAAGCAGGCAUUUCAUUACCCUGCACCUGAGGUUUGAGCCUGAUAUGCUUGCAUUUUCUGGAUGUGAUUAUGGUGGAGGAGAUAAGGAAAGGAGGGAACUGGGAGCAAUACGCAGGAGGUGGAAAACUUUACAUGUAAGCAACCCGGACAAGGCGCGCAGGCAUGGGAAAUGCCCACUCACUCCUGAAGAGGUUGGUCUUAUGCUUAGAGCGUUGGGCUUUGGCAACGAUGUUCACAUCUAUGUAGCAUCUGGGGAAGUAUAUGGAGGAGAAGAGACAUUAGCACCCCUCAGAGCACUCUUCCCUAAUUUCCAUACAAAGGAAACUUUAUCUAGCAGGGAAGAGCUGGCCCCGUUCACCACAUUCUCUUCUCGCAUGGCUGCACUAGAUUUCAUAGUUUGUGAUGAGAGUGAUGUAUUUGUCACCAAUAAUAAUGGUAACAUGGCUCGAAUGUUGGCUGGUCGAAGGAGAUACUUUGGACACAAGAGGACAAUCCGCCCAAAUGCAAAAAAGCUAUACUCCCUGUUUCUUAACCGAGGCAACAUGACGUGGGAAGCAUUUGCCUCCAAAGUUCGUACUAAUCAGAGAGGCUUCAUGGGUGAGCCCAAUGAGGUAAGGCCUGGGAGAGGCGAAUUUCAUGAGAAUCCCUCCACCUGCAUAUGUGAAAAUUCCAAAGCGAAGGCGGCAGUUUCUAAUUUCCGAAGUGGGCAUAAGGAGGGGAGUAAGUAUGGGAAGGAGAAUACAAGCAAACCUAUCAUCAUCAGCGAACCAGCGGAGGACCAUCUUGCUGAUGAUGAGCCGGACUGGUCUGAAAUGGACUAUGGAGAGAAUCAGAUGGAAGAGAAAGGACUGUUGAGUGAAAUGGGAUUGGAUGAUAACAUGAUCAUCAAUCCCGAGUUGGAAGAGAUGCUUUCUGACUAAAAGCAAAAACCUGCUCCUUUUCCCCCACCUGGCGAAUACUUUUUUCUACUUGACCAUUCUUUCAUCAAAUUCUUUGGGCCCAAUCUCGUCUUCCCCUAUCGGCGGUUUGAUCUUCCUGGAAAUAUCUUUGUCUGCUGCCACAGUUUUAGCCCUCUGUACAUAAAAAGUCUUGGUGACAAAGCUGUUGUACAGUGCCCUUCUCUCUUCAAAAUCUCAAAGAUUCCAAGAUAAGCUGUUUGGUUAGAUUUGGGGGGGUGGGAGUUACUAUACAUGUGGAGAAUCAUGUCUCGGAGCAGCACGGCUGCCCUUUCGUUGUUGGAGAGGGUUUUGUUUUUUUCCUUUCUUCCUUGUAAAUUGGGAAAAUUGGGUAUAAUGCAGGGAUGGGGAUUAUCUCGAUCUGAGGGAGGUUUUGGUUAUUGGCUUUUUUGGGAGGAAAGGCAAAUGGCAUGGGUUCUUGUUUGGCUGGACAAUGUUUCAAGAAUGAGAUUUUGUUCGUGUCAAAAAUUUCUUCGAUGGUAUGUAAAUCAUAUGCGAGUUUGCACAUGCAUGCAUUUCUUUGUGCGUCUAUGGUUAGUGGAGAU